This is a messenger RNA of Exophiala bonariae, 1512 nucleotides long. RefSeq lists its product as uncharacterized. The coding region runs from base 1 to 1512 and encodes 503 amino acids. NCBI's taxonomy places the organism in Eukaryota, Fungi, Ascomycota, Eurotiomycetes, Chaetothyriales, Herpotrichiellaceae. The transcript has a single exon. The record is from RefSeq and is a predicted model, not a curated record.
AUGCAAAGAAAACGGCUGGUUCUUCUGCUCCUCACCUACAUAUCUUCCGCAAACGCCUUCCAAUACAUCGACCCCUCCAGUCCAGACUCAAGAUCACUUCUCUUGCGACGAGACGAUGUAUCAUGUAAAGCCGUCGACUCUCGGUUACCCGACAAUUUCACAUGUCCAGAAGGCUCCAAUUGUAUAUCACUUGAUAGCGGCUCCUCUGCUCUCUGCUGUCCUGACGGGAACACCUGCAGUAAUAUUGCACCAAUUCCCUGCGAUAUCCAAGGACAGAACGCAACACGCAAUCCAAAUGCCAGUAUAUUUACAACAAAGUCAGGGGACAACUUACCGUCAUGCGGUAGUAGCUGCUGUCCUUUUGGAUAUGCUUGCAUCGAUGCACCCAAAAACCAACAAGAUGGGAAGCCAGUCUGCAGUUUGAAUACCGGCUCCAGUAAGUCUGGAACUUCAGAUACUUCUCCUGCUUCUUCCACUACUUCAAGCGCAUCAUCCACACAAAACUCAGGUUCGAGCUCUUCUUUGAAAACCUCCACGUCGAAGAGCCCAACUUCAAGUUCUACUUCCACCUCCACUGCCAUAUCUGGAGCAAGCUCUAACUCAGCUCAACUGGAAAAUUCGUGCAACAAAUUCCCAGUCACCGUCUUCCUUGCCGGACUAUUUCCUGGAAUGUUCAUUGGUGCCUUCAUGAUGCUUGCAUGGGUCAUAUGCUCCGGACGUCAUCGAAAACCCCCCCAGAGAGACUCUGCGGGUUCAUCAUUCUAUAAGCCCCAGAUCUCCGAUCCCAUCCCUCUGCAACCUGGAGGACUAAGGACCGACUUCUUGCGAAGAACCACUGGACACGCCAGGUCAAUGUUCUCUAUGGCCAGCGGACAGAGUCCCACAACGGGCACCCGAGAAAACUGGAAGAUGCCCACGCCUCCCGUGGUCAAUAAUAUCCCUCCCACCACACGAGGCAUCCCUGUUCCUGUGACUCCAGACCGCCGAGUUCCCCGGAGUCCCGACACGGAGAGCAUCAAAAUCUACACACCGCCCAGCGGCCCCAACAUCCAACCCGCAAUGCCAGCCUACCCACCGAACAUCGCGCCUCUCCGCGGAAUGAAUGCCCAGCGAUACAUGGACCAUGGCGGCAGCAGCAGCAAAGGCCCCAACCAAAAUAAUAUAAUGGGUAGUCCAUUCGAGACACCUCCACACACCAAGUCAGCCGCUAACAACAAGCACAGCAGCUUUCGCGCCAGCCACCACCACGCGAACGAGAGGACGAUGAGCGGCGCAUAUUCGACCGUGUCGUCCCUCCACGACCACGAGGUCCUCACACCCGCACGCUAUGACGGGACUGGCGGUGGUGAAUAUACCACCAUCACGAAUCGCAAUCGAUCAGCCAGUGCUGGGGAUAAGAGUCGCCCCACCACUGGCUUCACCGAGAUGUUGCAUGAGGCGGGAUUUCCCGACACGUAUGGCCAGGCGCCUGACGUGCCGAAGAUACCUAAUGGAUAUGAGUCUAGGCGGUGA